AUGGACCACACCGGCACCUCAGACCACCUGCAGCCGCAUCCGCGAGCGCAACGCCAGCCGGUCCUGCGGAGGACCCGGUUCGUCUGUGUCUCCGACACCCAUAACACUACCGUCAAGUUGCCAAAGGGCGACGUGCUGAUCCACGCGGGGGACUUGACCAACCAGGGCAGCUAUUCCGAGUUGUCGAAGGCAGUUCAAUGGCUCGAAAAAGCAGACUUUGAGACAAAAAUCGUCGUCGCAGGGAACCAUGACAUAACCCUAGACUCAGACUUCUACACCCAACACGUAUCCCACUUCCACAACCAAACACCACAAUCCCCCCAAGACUGCGCAGCCCUCCUCACAAACUCGCCCUCAAUAACCUACCUCGCCCACGAAACAGCAACGAUCCGCCUCUCUUCCCCCUCAGGACCACAAACCUCCUUCACAAUCUUUGCCUCACCGUACUCGCCACGCAAUGGCCUCUGGGCAUUCGGCUACGACGCGCCCCAGCACGGCAGCGUCGGCGCCGCGGUAAGUAAUCUGCCCACGCUCUGGGACGAUAUCCCCCUCGAAGCGGACGUCGUGGUGACGCAUACUCCGCCACACACCCACUGCGACGAAUCACGCGCCCGGCGAGCAGCGGGAUGCGAGGCCCUGAGACGGGCCUUGUGGCGCGUCCGUCCGCGGCUCGCUGUCUGCGGACACGUUCAUGAAGGGCGGGGCGUCGAGAGGGUAAGUUGGGACGUCGGGUGCGGCGGCUCGGCGUUCAAGGAGGAAGGUGUUGAGCGCUGGAGUGAUCCGGGGGUUGGGAACAAGCAGUCUCUCGUGGAUCUGUCAACCAAGGGCGGGAACCCUCUCCGCAACGAUGGGUCGCAUCCGAAGGAGAGUCCAUCCGACGAGGAUGUGAGGAAGGUAGUCUCCGGUCCGUCGCCGGUCAUCCCCGGAACGACGUCAGAAACCGCCGCAGAGCCGGGCCUUGGCACCCGCGGCCUCGGCGGCGAUCCAACAUCACCCCGCACCGACGUCGCCGCACUCGCUGGACGUCUUGGCCGACGGGAGACGUGCGUCGUUAACUGCGCCAUUAUGGCAAAAAGCUAUCCUCACGUCGGCGGCAAAACGGUCAACAAACCUAUCGUCGUGGAUCUAGAUUUGCCCGUUUGGGAGUGGGGUCGCGAUGGGAUGCCGCGGGUCGUGUGUGCGGAUUGAGGGGAGCCUCAUGAAGGCAGGGAGGCAAGUAGGCAGAUGCCUUGUUUGGGUAGGGUGCUGAGGCUGUGAUAUCGACGUUGCAUUGGCGACGAGGCAGACGGCGGGGCAGCUUUGGUUGUUGAUGAGGCGCCUGCAUGGUGUUGCAUAUCGGUGAAGGGACGCAUUCUCGUUCGACACAGGCUUCAGCCUGCGUGAAGUGCUGCCACAGCGGGAAUUAUGCAAGGCAGCAGGCAUCUAGAACAGGUCAGGCCCUUGAAUGUCUGCCUCUCUGGCGACAGCAACAAAUCUCGGUUGCAGUCUAUU
Messenger RNA from Colletotrichum acutatum, 1491 nucleotides. Its product is annotated as calcineurin-like phosphoesterase. Lineage: Eukaryota; Fungi; Ascomycota; Sordariomycetes; Glomerellales; Glomerellaceae. Bases 1 to 1188 code for a protein of 395 amino acids. The transcript is spliced from 3 exons. The record is from RefSeq and is a predicted model, not a curated record. Gene Ontology annotation, molecular function: hydrolase activity.